AUGACAUUGUUGUCUCUACAUUAUAGUGAAUCUAGUGCUCUGAAUUUCAACCCCAGGGGAUGUAAACUUGGGACAGACAUUAAGAACUUGUGGCACCACUCUGCGAACGUAAAAACAGUGUUGGAGCGGAAAGGCUUUCUGAGCUAUGGCUAUAGGCAGAGCCAGCAAGAGGCCUUUCAUCCAGCUGCAGGAGAGAAUCCGUGGGAGAGUAUGAAAGCCUCGCGGGGACCAGGCAAGGGCCCUCUCCUCCUGGGCUUUCCGAGCACCUUUCCCCAGGCAGGUCAGCGCUUUAUGGGGCUUCGCGCCUUGCUCCGGCUGCGCAGCCAGGGCCGGGACAGUUGUGGGUGUGCGGUGAAGGUUCUCGGGACCCGCCGUCCCAACGCCCCGGGGCUGGGGACAAAGCUGCGGCAGCGCAGGCACGAGGGGGCCUCCCGCGGCGCCUCCGCCUUCACCUGCGCGGCCGCCCGCAGCCCGCGAUCGAUCGAGGAAGGGAGUAAAGCUGCGGCGGUUGACAAGUUACUGGCCGGAGACGAGAUAGUCGGCAUCAAUGGCAUUGGUCUCUCAGGAUUUAGACAGGAAGCGAUUUGCCUGGUGAAGGGGUCCCAUAAAACCCUGCAGCUGGUCGUCAAAAGGAGGAGCGAGCUGAGCUGGAGACCUCAUUCCUGGCACGCCACCAAGUUCUCUGACAGCCACCCGGAGAUGGCGGCCUCUCCGUUCCCCUCCGCUAUUGGCCCUUCCUGGCAAGGCCGACACCAUGCGAGUUCCUCCUCCCAUGACCUGUCCGGCACAUGGGAGCAGACGAACCUACAGCGCACCUCUGACCACUUCAGCUCCCUGGGGAGCGUCGACAGCCUGGACCACCCCUCUGGACGCCUCUCGGCAGCCAAGUCCAACAGCAGCAUUGACCACUUGGGUGGUCACAGCAAGCGUGACUCGGCUUACGGCUCCUUCUCCACCAGCUCCAGCACUCCUGACCACACCUUGUCCAAGGCCGACACCUCCUCAGCUGAGAACAUCCUCUAUAGUGUGGGCCUCUGGGAGGCCCCCAGACAGGGUGGCAGCCGGCAGGGCCAAGCUGCGGGUGACCCUCAAGGCCUGGAGGACAGGUUCGGGUGUUUCCCCCCACCUAGGGUCUCCAGUGACAGUGGCAAAAGCCUGAGGCCAGAGGACAGUUCUGAGCCUAAGCUGGCCCCCUCUGGGAGGUCCAAUUUUGGGCCUAUCUGGUAUGUUCCCGAUAAGAAAAAAGCACCUUCCUCACCUCCUCCUCCCCUUCCUCCUCUCCGCAGUGACAGCUUUGCUGCCACCAAGAGCCAUGAGAAGGCCCAGGGCCCUCCGUUCUCAGAGGCAGCCACUGUGCAGCACUUUACUGCCCUGGCUCGGACUCAGCCCCGUGGUGAAUGGAGACCAGAGCCUACCGAUCGGCUGUGGAGGCCAGCACGCCUGGGUGGUGGGAAGGGAGCAGGAGGCCCAGGCUGCCCACAAGAGGCCCGCCCAGAGUGUGGCUGGCCAUCCUCCGAUAACAGGGCUCCGGGCAGGCUCCAGGCCUCUCUGUCCAGCACGGAUGUGCGUGUCCCACAGUCAUCUCAUGGGGGCCAGCACCCACGCCAGUAUAGUGAUGACAGCCCCUUCUGCCCUGAAAACCUCAGGCAGGAGUCACCAGCCACCUGCCUCCAGGAUGACAGCCCCCCUCAAGUGAAGUGGCUUGGUGCCAUGGAGCAGAAGGUGGAGACUGGCGGGCCAAGCCAUCAUCAUUGUGUGCCUGUGAGGCGGCCCCUGCAAGGAGGCCCCCAAGCAGCUCAGCUCCGAGGGGGAUGCUGGCCUUCUGAUGUGGCCCCUGGGGCCCUUGAGUGUCCUCCCCUGCACCUGGCAGGCCAGAGCCCACAUCAUCACCUACCUCAGCACGAGGGGGCUCUGGAUGCCCACGAGACAGGAAGAUGUUACUCACUGAACGCAGGGACCGAGAGCUGCCCCAUGGGAACCCAGGAGCCUCCCAGGGCCAGCCGCACUGAAAAAGCCAGUCAGCAGAAGACAGCAGUUGGCUUCAAGUGGGCAGACGGGGAGAGCAGCAGAAUAUCCCCGCAGGAGACACCCCUGCUGCACUCCUUGACCCAGGAGGGGAAGCGCCAACCCGAGAACAGCCGGGAUGGUAGCACCAUGAGGCCACCGCCAUUCGAUGCCCAGGUGGGCAAGCCCACCCGGAGAAGUGACCGGUUUGCCACCACCCUACGGAAUGAGAUCCAGAUGCGCAGAGCCAAGCUGCAGAAAAGCAAAAGCACGGUGACGUUGACUGCAGCCGGUUGUGCAGGGGAUGCUGCCAGCAGCUGGAGGGCUGAGUUGGGAGGCAUAACUCCAGAAGGACCCUUCACUAGCACCUAUAAAGACCACCUGAAGGAGGCUCAAGCCCGGGUCCUGAGGGCCACGUCGUUCAAGCGCCGUGACUUGGAUCCUAACCCAGCAGACCACUACCUGGGGUCACCAGAACACAGGACAGAGGAUCCAGACACUGUGCCCCACUUCUGGGAGGUGGGCCUGGCCAAGCAGCCCUCAUCUGGAAGUGGCGUGCCCCACAUUCCCCGCAUCGGAGGCCGGAAACGGUUCACAGCAGAACAGAAACUGAAGUCAUACUCGGAACCAGAGAAGAUGAACGAGGUAGGCCUUUCGGGGGGCUACGAUCCUCGCCAGCACCCCAGGACAUCUGAGGAUACGGUGGGCACGUUUGCCGACAGGUGGAAAUUUUUUGAGGAAACAAGCAAACCCAUUUCCCAGCAGCCUGGGCAGAGACAAGCGCUUCAUGGUGUCCCAAGAGAGAAGCUGGAAAGGCCGCGGACAGCAGUUCGCCCAAAUGAGGGUUUAGAGCCCUGGUCACGCACGACUUCCUUUGGGGAAAGCCUCAAUGAUCACAGAAAAACAGAAAAGGCAGGGAAACUGGAACCACUGCAGAGACUUGGGACCUUUGCAGAGUAUCAGGCUUCUUGGAAGGAACAGAGGAAGCCUCUGGAAUCCAGGAGUUCUGGGCGGUAUCACUCAGCAGAUGACAUCCUGGAUGCUGGUCUGGAUCAGCAUGAGAGGCCACAGUAUGUUCAUGAAAGGUCCCGGUCGUCACCAUCCACAGACCACUACAAACAGGAAGCUUCUGUGGAACAGCGAAGGCAGGCAGAGGACCCUGGUGAGCACAGAGAAGAGCUUCCCCACACAGUCUGUGCCGAGGAGGGGCAGUCCACUCUGAGACAAGCAGAUGCCCAAUGUCAGGAAGGCAGUCCAGGAACACAGAGACGCCCACCGAGUCAGAACUUACAGAACCCGUCCACAGUCUCUGAAUCAUCUCACCCCCAGGAAGCCCCACAGCUGCCCCGGGAGGGCCGGAGCCGAGCAGGGACUCUACCCCGUGAUUAUAGAUACUCGGAGGAGAACAUCCCAGCAGAUUCAGGACCCCAAACCCAGUGCAUCAGCUCACCCCCGCAAGCUCGGGGACAGGACUCGUGGCUGGUGAGCGCAGCCCCGCUCACCAAGAGGCCAGUCCCGCAGAGGCCACCGCCAUCCAAGCGUGAGCCCAGGAAGUACAGGAGCCCGGAUAGCACACCUGCUGACAUUCACCUGGCCAUCCCCAGCAGGCCCUUCCCACCACCAUCCCCCGCAUCCCUGGAUGUGUGUGAGGCCCGCCUGCCCCUCUCCCACAGCCCUUCUGUGGUCAGCAGUUCCCAGCCCCAGGAUGCCCCGAGGGCCGCUGCCUGUGAGCAUGAUAGCCAGCAUGUGAGUGGGGACACGCCCCGUCCUCCACCAGAAGCACUGCUCCCUCCUAAGCACCGGCACUUGCAGACAGCCACCAUGGAGACCUCGCGUUCCCCUUCCCCUCAGUUUGCUCCCCAGAAACUGACGGACAAACCUCCCCUGCUCAUCCAGGAUGAGGAUUCAACAAGAAUCGAGCGGGUGAUGGACAACAACACCACGGUGAAGAUGGUGCCCAUCAAGAUCGUGCAUUCGGAGAGUCAGCCAGAGAAAGAGAGCCGCCAGAGCCUGGCGCGCCCCGCUGAGCUGCCUGCCCUGCCCAGCGGGCUGGAGAAAGACCAGAUCAAGACACUGAGCACAUCAGAGCAGUCCUACUCCCGCUUCUGCGUGUACACGCGGCAGGGUGCCGAGCCCGAGGCCCAGCACAGGGCCCGACCAGCCGAGCCCGAGCCCCCCAGUGCCCAGGCACCCCCUGAGAAAGAGCGCUGUGCCUCCCCUCCCGGGCUCAGCUACAUAAAGGCCAAAGAGAAGACUGUGGAAGACCUGAAGUCAGAGGAGCUGGCCAGGGAGAUCGUGGGGAAGGAUAAGUCUCUGGCCGACAUCCUGGAUCCCAGUGUGAAAAUAAAAACCACCAUGGACUUGAUGGAAGGGAUCUUCCCCAAAGAUGAGCACCUCCUGGAAGAAGCCCAGCAGCGGAGGAAGCUGCUCCCCAAAAUCCCCUCUCCUAGAACCACAGAGGAGAGGAAAGAGGAGCCAAACAUGCCUGCAGCUGUGUCCCUGGCCACCAAUUCUACCUACUACAGCACAUCGGCCCCCAAGGCGGAGCUGCUGAUCAAGAUGAAGGACAUGCAGGAGCAGCAGGAGCCCGAAGAGGAUUCGGGGAGCGACUUAGACCAUGACCUCUCAGUGAAGAAGGUAGGAAAGCUGGAAUUCACAUGUGCCUUGCGAGGUAGGGAUGGCACUAGGACCAGGUCU
This is a messenger RNA of Carlito syrichta (Philippine tarsier), 4701 nucleotides long. Its product is annotated as protein Shroom2-like. The record is from RefSeq and is a predicted model, not a curated record. Gene Ontology annotation, molecular function: actin filament binding. The annotation marks the transcript as partial. NCBI's taxonomy places the organism in Eukaryota, Metazoa, Chordata, Mammalia, Primates, Tarsiidae. Gene Ontology annotation, cellular component: adherens junction; apical plasma membrane; apical junction complex. Gene Ontology annotation, biological process: actin filament organization. The transcript is spliced from 9 exons.